Molecule: messenger RNA, 1556 nt
Organism: Pimephales promelas (fathead minnow)
Lineage: Eukaryota; Metazoa; Chordata; Actinopteri; Cypriniformes; Leuciscidae
Gene: npc2.1
Product: NPC intracellular cholesterol transporter 2, tandem duplicate 1
Biological process (GO): cholesterol efflux; intracellular cholesterol transport
Molecular function (GO): cholesterol binding
Source: RefSeq, a predicted model, not a curated record
UAUUUGAUUGGACGAGUCAUUCUGAUCUCGUGACAAGGAAAUAGUGUGCUGUAACAAACUGGCGUCUGAAGGAAUUGGCGUGUAAGCAACCGAAUAAAUAAGUUUGAUUCGUCUGAACCAUGGGUUACAGCAUGAUCUUAGUUGUUAUGCUCUCUUUUCUCGCCUACACUCAUUCUGAGCCGGUGAAAUUUGUGGACUGUGGGUCAGUAGACGGAAAAGUUGUUGGAGUUGACAUUCAGCCGUGCUCACAACAGCCAUGCCAGCUUCACAAGGGGCAGUCCUAUGCGGUCAAUGUAACCUUCAGCAGCACUGUUGCGAGUCAGACCAGUAAAGCUAUCGUUCAUGGAGUGAUCGCAGGCGUCCCCGUCCCCUUCCCAAUCCCUAUUGACGAUGGUUGCAAGUCUGGAAUUCAGUGUCCUAUUGAUCCACAAAAAAUGUACAGCUACGUCAACCAGCUGCCCGUCAAGAGCGAGUAUCCAACAAUAAGACUGGUUGUGGAAUGGGAAUUAAGAGAUGACUCCAACAAAGAUUUAUUUUGCGUCAAGUUCCCAGUUCAGAUUGUGAGCUGAAGGCCAACACUGAAGCCAAGAUGAAAACGUUUACAAAGGGAAACAAUUGUGCCUAAACGCCUUUCUAUGGACCUUUUAGAUCUAAUAUUAGUAGACACAGAUUUUAUGAUUUAUACUACCUUUUUUUUGCUGUUUUAACAUUAUCCUUGACCAUGCACGCAGUGCCACUUUGCUAACAUUGCCUAAUUCUAGUUUGUUGUCAAUGAUUCACCAGAACGAGACGCUGACGAGACAAACAGUGGUCAGUGCCGGUGAUUAAAUCAAGUGUGCACUAGCUACAGUGUUGUAAUGUUUCUAAUCAAACUUUCUUUGAGCUAAUAGUUGUCAAUUGGUAACUUUUUACUAGCAUUUUUAAAUCUGCAUAUUUAAUAAAGAUCGCAUCUUAAAAUUAGCUUAUUUUAUUAAAACAUCGGCGAAUGUAGCCGCUUUUUACAUGCAACGAUAACAUGUAUGUUACUGAAGUAAACUAGUUUUUUUUCUUUAUGGUAAACAAUGAUUUUUGCUUUUCUUCUGUGUGAGGAUUUUGUCCGGAAUGUAAAAAUAGGGAAACAUUUAAAUAUUCCUGCAGGGGACCCACACCCUUUGACCAGUUAUUAUUUAUCCAUUAUUUUCUAGUCCUUCAUCAUUAAAACAAUAAAACCAUACAAGUAAUACAAAAUGAUUUACAUUCUGUUUUUUAUUAUUGUGGUUUAAUCAUGAACGACUAGAAAAUAAAUGAAAAGGAAGUGGUCAUAGGAUGUAGGAACCCUGUAUAAAUUAAUUAUAUACCUUUCAAUGAUGAGUCAGGGAGAUUGUAUCUAAUGUUUGUGCUCAACUGUUUAGCUAAGAGUGAAUUCCAGUUUAAGUAAAUCACAAUACUGUUAAACACUAUACUAUCUGUGUAAAAGGCUCAAACAAAUCAAUGGAAAGCUGACCGUGUUGUCUCUACAGCUAAAGAUCUUUUUAUUUGAAGUUUUGUCUAUUAAAGCGAUCUGUUCACUGUUUCUC